UCCACCGGCGACAUCCACGGAGGAGAUGGCGGCCAGAGGGGGGUUUCAAACAGCGGCAACGGGCGGUGGUGGCGGUGCAAUGGGACCAGGGCCUCCGGUACCUGGUGCAGGACCGGGCAUGGGUCCCGGAACUCCCACGGGAAGGAUGGGGCCGUCGUCGGGCGCGCAGAACCACAUGUACCGCUCUCCGAUGCCAGGGCCCGGGUACCCGAGGCCAGGCAUGCCUCCAUCCAGCCGCAUGACUCCGCAGGGACCAGCCAUGGGUCCCCCAGGAUACGGCAACAGCCCGGUGUCUCGCCCAGGGAUGCCAGGCGUCAUGGAUCCUUCUCGGAAAAGACCAGCACCUCAGCAGAUUCAACAGGUUCAGCAGCAGAACCGCAACCAGCACACAAAGAAGAAGAAAAUGGCUGACAAAAUUCUACCUCAGAGGAUCAGGGAGCUUGUACCGGAGUCGCAAGCCUACAUGGAUCUGCUUGCUUUUGAGAGGAAAUUGGACCAAACUAUAAUGAGGAAGAGGUUAGAUAUCCAGGAGGCUUUGAAAAGACCCAUUAAGCAAAAGAGGAAGCUCCGUAUCUUCAUUUCCAACACCUUCAAUCCUGCCAAGCCAGAUGCAGAGGAUGGGGAAGGCACAGUCGCUUCAUGGGAGCUUCGUGUUGAAGGGCGUCUUCUAGAAGAUACUGCUGUGUCCAAGUAUGAAGCGACAAAGCAGAAGAGAAAGUUCUCUUCUUUCUUCAAGUCACUGGUGAUUGAGUUGGACAAGGACCUUUAUGGUCCUGACAACCACCUUGUUGAGUGGCACAGGACUGCCACUACACAGGAGACUGAUGGUUUCCAGGUGAAGAGACCAGGUGACGUGGGAGUUCGCUGUACUGUCUUGCUCAUGCUGGACUAUCAGCCUCCUCAGUUCAAGCUGGACCCUCGACUGGCUCGCAUGCUGGGCAUCCACACCCAGACCCGACCGGUCAUCAUCCAGGCUCUCUGGCAGUAUGUCAAGACCCACAAGCUUCAGGACCCUCAUGAGCGAGAGUUCAUCAAUUGUGACAAAUACUUGCAGCAGAUCUUUGAAACCCAGAGGAUGAAGUUCUCUGAGAUCCCGCAGCGGUUGCAUGCCCUCCUGAUGCCCCCUGAGCCAAUCAUAAUCAACCAUGUCAUCAGCGUGGACCCCAAUGACCAGAAAAAGACUGCUUGUUACGACAUCGACGUGGAGGUGGACGACACGCUGAAGACUCAGAUGAAUUCCUUCCUGCUCUCCACUGCCAGCCAGCAGGAAAUAGCUGGACUGGAUAAUAAGAUCCACGAAACCAUUGAGACCAUAAACCAGCUGAAGACCCAGAGAGAGUUCAUGCUGAGUUUUGCCAGAGAUCCUCAGGGCUUUAUCAACGACUGGCUGCAGUCACAGUGCCGAGACCUCAAGACUAUGACGGAUGUGGUAGGAAACCCAGAAGAGGAGCGCAGAGCUGAAUUCUACUACCAGCCCUGGGCUCAGGAGGCCGUCUGUCGCUACUUCUACUCCAAGGUCCAGCAGAGACGUCAGGAGCUGGAGCAGGCGCUCGGCAUCAGGAACACCUAAAGAGCGUGUGUCGGAACACGGGAGCGAAUUCUCACUCGAAGGCUUUUCAUUCAGUUGUUUUUGUUUUCAGACUGCCGUUAACUGACUUCUGUUCUCUGUCUCCCUUCUCACCCCCACCCCCUCAAGAGUUGGGCAUUCUCUCGUGCAUGUCGACGCCUUAAAUCACGACAUUCCUUUCAGUAUCACAUGUUGCACACUAACUCAUUCACAAGACGGAAGCAGACUUAGUCCACUGAAAUACAGCUAUCUGAUGUCAGCAGGAAUGUGUGAAUGUGUUAAAUUGACACUAUUUUUUUUAUGUAAUAUUCUGUUUAACGGAUGAAUCAAUUCAUGUUAUUUCCUUUCGUAUUUUGCUCAUUAACCAUGAAGACGUUUAGCUGUUUGGAAACCCGACAGAAUGACGAGAAUCAAUCGUGGAAGGUUAUUGUUUCUGAUUAACUUUUUUUGUUACUAUUUUGUCAUGUAUUUACAUGUCUCAUAGGUAGGAAAACUUUUUGAGAAAGUAGCUAGUAUAAGUACCUCUAGUCUGAGUAGUUUUGUAAAUACUGAGCAGGAUAAAAAGUGAUGGAUGUGAUGUGAAACUGUACCUCUUUAUGCUCACACAGAGGAGGAGACUUGUUCCUCCUGCUCAGUCUUGUUGCUGUCUGAACUUUGAUGUGGAGGACAGCGACGACCUCAUCGUCGGCGUGGGAGGUGAAGAGUUAAAUGUAGAGACGGUCAUGACCGCUGUUGGUUUGAGCUCUGCCUCCUUCACACGUCACUUGAAAACACGUGAUUUUUGCAUCUGAGAAAAACACUUCUUUGGGUUUAGAUGGGUACAAAAUCAAAGUGUCAUAGUGUUGGACAACACUGAGGGGCGGGCUUUGGGGAACUGAUGUGUCGAAGAGUUUUUUGAUGGACCAAACCUAUUUUUCUGUAUGUUUUAUUAUGUUAUAAUAAAGGAUA
This is a messenger RNA of Synchiropus splendidus (mandarinfish), 2515 nucleotides long. It is a transcript of the gene smarcd1, whose product is annotated as SWI/SNF related, matrix associated, actin dependent regulator of chromatin, subfamily d, member 1. The record is from RefSeq and is a predicted model, not a curated record. Gene Ontology annotation, cellular component: SWI/SNF complex; nucleus. Bases 26 to 1570 code for a protein of 514 amino acids. Lineage: Eukaryota; Metazoa; Chordata; Actinopteri; Syngnathiformes; Callionymidae. Gene Ontology annotation, biological process: regulation of transcription by RNA polymerase II. The transcript is spliced from 13 exons.